Messenger RNA from Chelonoidis abingdonii (Abingdon island giant tortoise), 1539 nucleotides. RefSeq names its product cilia and flagella associated protein 161 (gene CFAP161). Gene Ontology annotation, cellular component: motile cilium. Gene Ontology annotation, biological process: cilium assembly. The record is from RefSeq and is a predicted model, not a curated record. NCBI's taxonomy places the organism in Eukaryota, Metazoa, Chordata, Testudines, Testudinidae.
CUCUCCGCGGCCUAGCGGGUGCUGGUGCUGGGAGAAGCCUGCCUGGAGCCGACUCCUCUAUUGAGUCCCCCCCUCCCCAAACGGAGCCCCACCCCGACCUUCCCCCAGCAUGAACGGCCGGGCUAGCUUGAGCGGCAAGCCCUACAGCGCGGGGGUGCGCAUCGCCAACUGGAACGAGGACACGUACUUAGAGGAGGACCUCCUGAAAGAUUUUUUGUAUAAAAGAGAAAAAGGAGAACUUCUAAUACAGAAAUCAAAGAGACUUAAAAAUAAUCUUUUAAAGCAGAUGCAACUAUCAGUUUCGAAAGAUGGAUUUGUUCACUUUGGAGACAUUGUGAUGCUUUUGAGCCCUGAAAACAAUAAAUCACCUAUGGAGAAUUACCCUGCAGUGCGUGGCAAUCUAACUUUGGCUGUUGCUCCAGAUGAUAUAACAGUACAUAUGUCUGAGUCAUUGCAAGUCCCCUGUGGAGUGAGUGCAGUGAAAAGUGUGAACCCUGUUGGUCGAAAUGCAUUUCGUAUCCUAAGUGUUGAAGGAAAUUCUAUGGGUGAACCCAUUAGAUUUGGGCAGAAUUUUGGUCUUGGGGCAACAGGCGGUUUUACCGAUCAAAUGUUAUAUCUUGCAAGUGACCAUAAAUCAUUUACGAGAUUUGCUAAAAAAUCAUACCUUCAGCAAGUGUUUUUGACAGAUGAGCUCUCCUAUCUGACUUGCUGGCAAGCUACCUUUUUGGAUCCACAGCUGCGUCUUGAAUAUGAAGGAUUUCCAGUUCCUGCAAACGCUAAAGUCCUUAUCACUCAUUGCCAUACAAAUCGAGGUUUAGCAGUUCCUAGGAACUAUUGGAUAAGGUCAUACUUUGGAAAGGAAUAUGAAGUGAUCUGUCACACCUAUCUGGAUUCCCAUAAAGCUGAAGAAGAUAAGAAUUACUGGAUAAUAGUAACUGCGAAUCCCAGUGAUGAUGGAAAUACUAUGUUUGACAGACCUAAGCCUCCCUCAGAGGAGACCAGAGAGAGAGAGAAGAAUGAACUUUAUGCAGGAACAUAGAAUGUAAUAGUCCAAGGUGUAAUGAGAUCAGAGAGAUCACUCUGAAGUGGAGAUUUGAAAGUAAUGCAAGCAAGAGAUGGCAAAAACAAUGGAGUGAAGCAGCAGCUAAGAGCUCAAAGUCAAUAACUUCAUUUCUCAAACCACUGGAAGACACACCUUACCCAACAAACAAUGCUACAGAUAAUGAAAACUCCGCAACUGCAACAGGUGAUAUUUCAAUGUCAAUACCUGAACAGUAGUCAAGAAGGAGAUGUGCCAACAGUAACAGAUGCUGCAGAAGAUCCUGUGUACAGUCGAGAAACUCGACAGCAACAGGAAGAUGUAAAUCUUACGCAGAAAGAACAAUUCAUGAGUAUUACAGGUUUGACUGUGACUGACAUUGGAAUUAUUGACCAGAGCAAUGCUGCCCAAAUGCAAUCUUUUCUUCAAAUUAGUUGUUUUUAAAUUCCAAGUAACAUUCCAUGAGAUGCUGAUAAUCAUGCUUUCCCUACUUGUCUGAC